AAAGUGUGUCAGGUUGUCAUUCAGAUUGUAGGUGUUAUAAACUAUAGUGCGUCAGACUUCUUGUGAACGAUGCGUGUCAGUGAGUGAAAAUCCCCGAGUUGAAUGAAAGGAUUUUAUUAUUAAGUUGUGUUUGGUCCUUGUGCUUGUGUAGGUUGUGUAGUGUAAUAAUAAUAGGCCUUUGAAUCUAUAUCAGAUGAUUUAAGCAGCAUCCUUGCGACACUUACGUUCGUGGGUAUAGCCCAAUUCGAGAGACGAUCACUCGUCCACACACACGGCAGGACGUGUAUCCCCGAGUUGACAGAAAGGAUUUUAUUAUUAAGUUGUGUUUGAUCUAAGUGCGUGUGUAGUGUAUUUUAGUAUAAUUUUCAUAUAGAUAUUGUGCUGUGUUUCUUGGAAUUUAAGAAAACAAAUAUGCUGUCCCAGAAAAACAGACCCUAUUCACGCACUAUGCACAAACAUCAGCCAAAGAGAAACAGAAUAUCUUUCAAAUACCUCCAACUUAACACUACUAUCACCAUAUAUCUCAUAGCAGCACUUAUACUAAGUGUUAAAGCAACUGAUGAUAUGAGAUAUCGACCACACCGACCUCCAUGGAAAGGCCCUCCACAGUUUAUUUCACCACCACCACCACAUGAUCCUGUAAAAGGUGGGGACGGGUCGGAUAAUACUGUCCAUAUAGUAGAUAUGACUACAAUAACUCCUGAAAUGGACGGAGAUGAUGGUUUCAUACAUGAUACGACGCGUGAUAAGGAAGAUGUAGCAGUCGACCCUGCGGAUAGCUGCACUGAUUGUGAUGAUGUCAAUGAUGACGUGAUAAAUGAUACAAACGGUACAAACGAGUCUGGAAGUAUUAAUGAGGACUACGUGAAUGAUUCAGCGGUAAAACUACCAGAAACACCUAAAACGCCAGAAGAGGAAUUGCAUGAAAUGAUCGAGGGCCUAGACGAAUUACUGAGCAACGAUUCCGCCGUUGUGACCAUCAACGAUGUGUCCAAUGCGUUUGAUCAGAUGGAUGCCCUUCUAUCAACAGACGACUCAUCUCUAGAAUUCCCCAACGCCGUGCUGACAGCUCUGGACACCCUCGGAACUCGUGCCGACCUAAACGGGUCUGACGCCGUGAAGACGGCGCGGCGUAACGUGGCCGUGAUUAUGGCGGAUUCGUUACCUGGGUGGCCUGUUCGAGGGCUUAGGAUACCAGUCGACGGGUUCACUGACGAAGGGAUUCAACUAAUACAGGGUGCAGAUGAACUGGAUCUAACCACUCUAACCGGUGAAGACACCGAAGCAGCAAUAAACUUGCCAGCGUCUUUAGCAGACUCCUCCCGUCGCGUCAGCUUCGUCGUAUUUCGGUCAGAUCGGGCGUUCAUUCGGCACGACCGAGAGCAGUAUGUCGUCAACAGUAAGAUCAUUAGUGUCAAUGUGGAGAACUUCACGCAGAUGGCCGAUGGAGAAGUCAUUGACAUCUACUUGAAACCAUCAGUAUACAAACCGGCCCGAAAUAUGUCCCGCUCCUGUGCCUACUGGCAAUUCGCUGAAAACGACACUGGCUACUGGUCACAAGAGGGCUGCACCUUCAUCAAGUCUCCAACCGGCUUCCUGGACACUUGCCGCUGCACACAUCUCACUCACUUCGCGGAAGUACUCGUCCCUAAACAUGUGUUCUCAGAAGAAAAUGAAUCUGCCUUAGAAGUAAUUUCCUUAGUAGGUUGCUUCUUGUCACUGUUUGGACUGCUAAUGAUUGUUCUCACUGCCAUCAUGUUUAGAUCCUGGAGAAUCGAUUUUAAUAACAAGAUUUGGAUACAAUUAACUCUAGCCCUCUUGAUAAACGUUAUCAGUUUUCUUAUUAUUGUCUUCUCUAAAUUUGAAGAUUAUAACUCGUUUUGUAUGACGGUGGGAAUUAUUUUACAUUAUGCUGUUUUAGCUUCGUUUUGUUGGAUGUUAGUAGCAGCUGUUAUUUCGUAUAGAAAAUUGGUUUUAAUAUUCGCAACGGACCCUAGACGAAGAUUGUUGAAAGCUUCAGCUUUCUCUUGGUCGUUUCCGUUAAUUAUAGUUGGUAUACUUGUGAUAGUGGCGCCACAGUCUUAUACAAAAAGAUUUGAAGAGCAUACACCUACAGGAGCCUUUUGUUACCCUACAGGCGUAGGCCUGUGGGUGACUGUCUACGCUCCAAUUACUAUAGUAGUGAUAUCCAAUUGGGUUCUUUUCGCUUUGAUACUUCGGUCUGUAUUUGGAACAAAAAAGAUACAAAAACAUGGCGAUUCAGGUGAAAUGCUACGACGCGCAUCUGUAAGUUGCUUACUAGUAUUUCUAUUUGGAUUGCCUUGGAUUUUCGGUUUGUUUGCCUACAAUAUUGUUGCCGCAUACCUUUUCACACUAACAACAAGUUAUCAAGGUUUUGUAUUGUUUAUAUUUUUCAUAAUAAUUAAUACGAAAACUAGAGGUAUGUGGCUCGAUAAACUACGAAUAAAAAAGAAGUCUAAAACGCAAGUUAGCUCGUCGUUGAUAACUAGUAAAAAUGCCCGCAUUAGUAACGAACCUGAACAAACUCCAUUUAUUGAAUCCAACUCAUCACGGACUAAUGUUACUUCUUUAGUGAGUGAUUCAAGUGAUGGUAAAGCAGUGGCUUAUAAUGUGGCAUCUAGUUCGGCAGCUAUUGGAAAUUCGCAUUAUAUUAGUAAAGAUAGCAUAGAUUCUUAUAUUACUGCUAAAUCACACGAUAAUUUCAGUGAAGAUGAGAUAUUUAAGAGCGUAGAAGGCAUAUUUGAUAUAAUAGAAGAUGAUGAACAAAAAAAUACAAAACACAAAUCAAUGCCGGGUACUCCUUCAAGAAAUUCUUUGCAUUCCUAUAAAUCUUUACUAAAAGAGGAAGUGCAAAGAAAUAAUGAAGAAACCAGUAAUAAAGAUGGUAUAAGCGAUAAUUCUAGUCAGAAAGUAGGGUAUGACGAGGAUUUUAUCAAUCCAGAGAUAACUGUAUACAACGUAGCAACACAAAACGCAUCGUUGAUAAGCUGAUUAUUUUGUAAACCUU
Messenger RNA from Leguminivora glycinivorella, 3028 nucleotides. Its product is annotated as adhesion G-protein coupled receptor G2-like. Gene Ontology annotation, biological process: cell surface receptor signaling pathway; adenylate cyclase-activating G protein-coupled receptor signaling pathway. The record is from RefSeq and is a predicted model, not a curated record. Gene Ontology annotation, cellular component: membrane. Bases 412 to 3012 code for a protein of 866 amino acids. The transcript is spliced from 7 exons. NCBI's taxonomy places the organism in Eukaryota, Metazoa, Arthropoda, Insecta, Lepidoptera, Tortricidae. Gene Ontology annotation, molecular function: G protein-coupled receptor activity.